Messenger RNA from Herpailurus yagouaroundi (jaguarundi), 3176 nucleotides. RefSeq names its product mitofusin 2 (gene MFN2). The coding region runs from base 442 to 2751 and encodes 769 amino acids. Gene Ontology annotation, cellular component: mitochondrial outer membrane. The transcript is spliced from 20 exons. The record is from RefSeq and is a predicted model, not a curated record. Gene Ontology annotation, biological process: mitochondrial fusion; mitochondrion localization. NCBI's taxonomy places the organism in Eukaryota, Metazoa, Chordata, Mammalia, Carnivora, Felidae. Gene Ontology annotation, molecular function: GTP binding; GTPase activity.
GGGGCUCUCAGCCGGCAGACCCCCUGACCCGUAAGGAGUGAUAGGGUCUAACCGCCUGAGCUCGGAGUCCACCGAUUGAUCAGGGCCAGGGCGGCAAACGUGCGGCGGCUAGUGACGUGAGCGACCUCCCUCCUCCUCCCGCCUCUCUCCGGGGUGGCGCCGUCUGGUGACGUUAGGGGCAUGAUGGCCGCCGCGAGGCCGGGAAGGUGAAGUUGGAAUUGGUGGAGUCAACACAAUCAGUAGCCAACCUCAACCUGAGACAGGACAGAGGAGAAUUCAGAUUCUUUUCGUCUUUUUGACUCCAGCCAUGCCCAUGAUGCCCAGCCUGUGAAGGUCUCUUGCCAUCCAAAAACUUCUCCUCUGUUCCAGUUGUGCCAGCAGACGAUCCGUGGACCUAUUUUAUUUUCCCUGCUAGGAGUUGCUGUGCAUAAAACUGGCGCGAUGUCCCUGCUUUUCUCUCGGUGCAACUCCAUUGUUACAGUCAAGAAGGACAAGAGACACAUGGCUGAGGUGAAUGCUUCCCCACUCAAGCACUUUGUCACUGCCAAGAAGAAGAUCAAUGGCAUUUUUGAGCAACUGGGGGCCUACAUCCAAGAGAGCGCCACCUUCCUUGAAGACACCUACAGGAAUGCGGAACUGGACCCCGUUACGACAGAAGAACAGGUCGUGGACGUCAAAGGCUACCUGUCCAAAGUGAGGGGCAUCAGUGAGGUGUUGGCCCGGCGGCACAUGAAAGUGGCUUUUUUCGGCCGGACGAGCAACGGGAAGAGCACCGUGAUCAAUGCCAUGCUCUGGGACAAAGUUCUGCCCUCAGGGAUCGGCCACACCACCAACUGCUUCCUGCGGGUAGAGGGCACAGACGGUCACGAGGCCUUCCUCCUCACAGAGGGCUCGGAGGAGAAGAGGAGCGUCAAGACUGUGAACCAGCUGGCCCAUGCCCUUCACCAGGACGAGCAGCUCCAUGCUGGCAGCCUAGUGAGUGUGAUGUGGCCCAACUCCAAGUGCCCACUUCUGAAGGAUGACCUCGUGCUGAUGGACAGCCCUGGCAUCGACGUCACCACAGAGCUGGACAGCUGGAUUGACAAGUUUUGCUUGGACGCCGACGUGUUUGUGUUGGUGGCCAACUCAGAGUCCACCCUGAUGCAGACGGAGAAGCAGUUCUUCCACAAGGUGAGUGAGCGCCUGUCCCGCCCGAACAUCUUCAUCCUGAACAACCGCUGGGACGCGUCCGCCUCGGAGCCUGAGUACAUGGAAGAGGUGCGGCGGCAGCACAUGGAACGUUGUACCAGCUUCCUGGUGGAUGAGCUGGGCGUGGUGGACCGAGGCCAGGCUGGAGACCGCAUCUUCUUUGUGUCUGCCAAGGAGGUGCUCAACGCCAGGAUCCAGAAGGCCCAGGGCAUGCCUGAGGGAGGGGGCGCUCUUGCAGAAGGCUUUCAAGUGAGGAUGUUUGAGUUUCAGAACUUUGAAAGGAGAUUUGAGGAGUGCAUCUCCCAGUCUGCGGUGAAGACCAAGUUCGAGCAGCACACGGUCCGGGCCAAGCAGAUUGCGGAAGCCGUGCGUCUCAUCAUGGACUCCCUGCACGUUGCGGCACAGGAGCAGCGGGUCUACUGCCUGGAGAUGCGGGAAGAACGGCAAGAGCGGCUGAGGUUUAUUGACAAGCAGCUGGAGCUCCUGGCGCAGGACUAUAAGCUGCGGAUUAAACAGAUCACGGAGGAGGUGGAGAGGCAGGUGUCCACUGCGAUGGCGGAGGAGAUCAGGCGCCUCUCCGUGCUGGUGGACGAAUACCAGAUGGAUUUCCACCCUUCCCCGGUGGUCCUCAAGGUCUACAAGAACGAAUUGCACCGCCAUAUAGAGGAAGGACUGGGCCGGAAUAUGUCCGACCGCUGCUCCACAGCCAUCACCAGCUCUCUGCAAACCAUGCAGCAGGACAUGAUAGAUGGUUUGAAACCCCUCCUUCCUGCAUCUGUGCGGAGUCAGAUAGACAUGCUGGUCCCUCGGCAGUGCUUCUCCCUCAGCUACGACCUGAACUGUGACAAGCUGUGUGCUGACUUCCAGGAGGACAUCGAGUUCCAUUUUUCACUCGGGUGGACCAUGCUGGUGAAUAGGUUCCUGGGCCCCAAGAACAGCCGCCGGGCCUUGAUGGGCUACGGUGACCAGGCAAGCAGUGUCCCGCACCCUUGGGUGUCACCAGAGGUGCAGCGCCCCAUCCCCCUGACGCCAGCCAACCCCAGCAUGCCCCCGCUGCCGCAGGGCUCCCUCACCCAAGAAGAGCUCAUGGUUUCCAUGGUCACCGGCCUGGCCUCCCUGACGUCCAGGACCUCCAUGGGCAUUCUCGUUGUUGGAGGCGUGGUGUGGAAGGCGGUGGGCUGGCGGCUUAUUGCCCUGUCCUUUGGGCUCUAUGGCCUCCUGUAUGUCUACGAGCGUCUGACCUGGACCACCAGGGCCAAGGAGAGGGCCUUCAAGCGUCAGUUCGUGGAGUAUGCCAGCGAGAAGUUACAACUCAUCAUCAGCUACACCGGCUCCAACUGCAGCCACCAAGUCCAACAGGAACUGUCUGGGACCUUUGCCCACCUGUGCCAGCAAGUUGACGUCACCCGGGAGAACCUGGAGCAGGACAUUGCCGCCAUGAACAAGAAAAUCGAGGUUCUCGAUUCACUUCAGAGCAAAGCAAAGCUGCUCAGGAACAAAGCCGGCUGGUUGGACAGCGAGCUCAACAUGUUCACGCACCAGUACCUGCAGCCCAGCAGAUAGUGGGCAGCCUGGCGCCGCAGCCCGUGUGGGGAGGGUCCGUGCUGUGUGGCCCCCACCGGGGCCCCGGGCAGCUCCCGUCCGGUGCUGCCACCCUGAGAACGAAAGCACCCCCGUCUCAUACCAUUUUGAGCCCCUGAAACGCUAGUUCCCCCCCCCCCCCUUUGCCUGCCGUUGCAGGAAGAUCUUCAGGCUCGUACCCCUAAAGGAGACUUCUUUUUUUUGAUGAUGACCGUGGACCGCGUGGUACCAGGGAGUCGAGUCUUUGCUUUGUCGGGUGCACUUGACUGAGAUUCUUUUGAGUGCUUUACAAGGUCUCGGGAUCUGCCGGCCCCGCGGGACGCCUGGUCGGCGCCUCAGAGGGCGUCAGGCAGACCCCGUCCUCCAGCGACACUAAUCCCCGACCACACGUCCGCUCCGCUCCGCUC